Messenger RNA from Aureobasidium subglaciale EXF-2481, 2507 nucleotides. RefSeq lists its product as uncharacterized. The record is from RefSeq and is a predicted model, not a curated record. The transcript has 3 exons. The coding region runs from base 100 to 2196 and encodes 698 amino acids. Gene Ontology annotation, cellular component: mitochondrion. Lineage: Eukaryota; Fungi; Ascomycota; Dothideomycetes; Dothideales; Saccotheciaceae.
CAAUAACUCGACCAAGUCCCAAUCGUCAUUGACUCGAACCUCUACGACAACAGACAUGGAUACUCUUCUACCGUAGCUGCGAUAUAGACGACUACUACUAUGAGCACACCAUUGCUCUUCGGUCGCGCCUGUGCGAAACACGCCUGGCAAAGGCAAUCUAACACGGCCCUUCCUUUCUUCCAAUCACAGGCCACUCGCUCCUUCACCUUUACUGCUAGAACGUACACUCGUCCACGCUUCUUCCAAAAUGCUCGCCACUUCUUCCGAAAUCCACCUUCGCCCGUCAAGGGUGGCACCGCCUGCCUCGCUGCUGCCGCUCUCUCUCCGGCCGCAUUCGUAUCAUUGAGUGAGAAUGAAGAGUCGGAGGAUGGCUUGACUGGCGAGCAACAAAUGCUCGAGGCUUCUAGGAAAGAGCUGGCUGAGCAAGUCCCUGGCUGGGUUGGAGGCUCAAAGUCUCUCCGCAUAGGCAUCUGGAAGUUCCUAGAUACUUGGAUCAUUGAGCCUAUCGCGACUGGCUUCCGCUUACUACAUCUCAUCUUCAUCUUCGUCCCUGUUAUCGUCACCGUACCCGUCAUCUGGCUUGGCUCGAGACAAGCCGAGAAAGACAACGAGAGGUCAGGAACUCUCUGGUGGUACGCCUUCUUGGUCAAUGGCAUGGAGAGGGCUGGUGCUGCCUUCAUCAAGCUCGGCCAAUGGGCUGCUUCCAGGACAGACAUUUUCCCUACUCAGAUGUGCGCCGUCAUGUCUGCUCUUCACUCCAAUGCUCCUGCCCACACGCUGCAUCACACUAAGAAGACGAUUGAGCGAUCCUUCGGCAUGGCCUUUGACGACAUCUUUGACGAAUUCGACGAGAAGCCAUUGGGUGUCGGCGCCAUUGCACAGGUCUACAAGGCAAGAUUGAAGCCUGAUAUCGCCGUCAGUGAAGAUCUUGAUCCUCAUAGCUCUGACACGUAUCGUGAAAAGAUCAAGAGAGGCGUCGACAUUACUCUCAAGAGUACGCCGCAAAGGACGCCUUCUCAAUAUGUUGCCAUCAAGGUCCUUCAUCCAAAGAUUGAGCGCAUUGUCCGCAGAGAUCUGAAGAUUAUGGGCUUCAUGGCUUCCUUGAUCAAUCUGAUCCCUACCAUGGAGUGGCUCUCUUUUCCCGACGAGGUUGAACAGUUCGGCGAGAUGAUGAGGUUACAACUGGAUCUUCGCAUCGAGGCUGCCAACUUGACCAUCUUCCGCAAGAACUUCCGCAACCGAACGACUGCCUGGUUCCCCUACCCUUACACACAAUACACUUCUCGCCAAGUGCUGGUUGAAGAGUUUGCUCAAGGUAUCCCACUAGAAGACUUUUUGCAAAAUGGUGGAGGCGUCUUCCAGAAGGAGAUUGCUGAUGAAGGUCUCGAUGCCUUCCUUCACAUGCUCUUGAUUGACAACUUCAUUCAUGCUGAUUUGCAUCCUGGAAACAUCAUGGUUCGCUUUUACAAGCCAGCUCAGAUUGACGUCAAGGGCAGCUUCUUUAGUCGACCAAAGCCCGAUCCAAAGAAAUCCACCGACGUAACAGAAGAAGUCCUGGAGCGCUUACGACCGCACAGAAAUUCAAAGGAAGACUGGGGCAAGACUUUGGACCAGAUUGACCAUGAAGGAUAUCGACCACAGCUAAUUUUCAUCGACACUGGUCUCGUCACCGAACUCAAUGGUCUCAACCGCCGCAACUUCCUCGACCUCUUCAAGUCGGUAGCCGAGUUUGAUGGUUACAAAGCAGGACAUUUGAUGGUUGAACGCUGUCGUCAACCAUCCGCUGUGAUUGACAAAGAAGUAUUCGCUCUCCGCAUGCAACACCUCGUCCUCGGGGUCAAGAGCCGCACUUUCGCCCUCGGCAACAUCAAGAUCGGCGACAUUCUAAACGAAGUCCUCAGUAUGGUCCGCGGCCACCACGUCCGCCUCGAAGGCGACUUUGUAAACGUCGUCCUCAGUAUCCUCCUCCUCGAAGGCAUUGGCCGCAGUCUAAACCCCGAAUUAGACUUGUUCUCAGGUGCUCUUCCCAUUCUAAGACAACUGGGCACUUCUGGCGGUGCUGGAAAUAUGCUAAAGGGAGGUGAUUUGUCCAUGAUUAAAGUGUGGGCUGGUCUUGAGGCGAGGAAGUUUAUGCAGGCUAGUGUGGAGAGUGUGGAGAGUUUGGUUGCUCAUGAUCAAUUGAGUCCUAAUAUCUAGAUGGAGGAUGGCAUUUGGUUGGAUUCAGCGGCAAGUAUGUCUGGUUUAAGUGACUGGACUUUUUGUAUCAUACGCAUCUUCAUUUCUGCAGCACGGCGUUCGCACGGACUUGCUACCUCAAACACAAGAGAUGUAUUUAGGUGUGCUGCUGUUGGUAAUAGGCUUUAUGAUGUCCAUGCUCUACUUGCCAGGGUGCUCCCCCUGGCCAUUUUGUACGAGCUGUAUAAUCAUUAUUCUCGGCUACGAUGAUGGUCUUGAUCCUCCUGAUACGUCCCGUAGAUACCUGUCAACUUUCUGACAUAUUUUCGAGG